Molecule: messenger RNA, 3000 nt
Organism: Formica exsecta
Lineage: Eukaryota; Metazoa; Arthropoda; Insecta; Hymenoptera; Formicidae
Gene: DCP1
Product: mRNA-decapping enzyme 1A
Exons: 4
Coding region: 174-1556 (460 amino acids)
Biological process (GO): positive regulation of catalytic activity; deadenylation-independent decapping of nuclear-transcribed mRNA; deadenylation-dependent decapping of nuclear-transcribed mRNA
Cellular component (GO): P-body
Molecular function (GO): enzyme activator activity; mRNA binding
Source: RefSeq, a predicted model, not a curated record
AACUUGAAAAUCUAAUAUGGCGUUUAUUGCAGAAGCAGCUGCUUACGUUAUUUGAAAAUACGACUCUCCGUGACUGGUGCGAUCGGCCGAAAGGUGGUGAAGACCAUACGCUUACGCUAAGCUACUGAUUUACUCGGGCCCCUCGUGUCGUAAUCUCAGCAAUCAUCAUCGUCAUGACGGAUCGAACUGAACUGAGGAUGAACGUGGCUGCGUUAAAACGAGUCGACCCUUACGUCAAGGAUAUCCUGGAGACCGCGACCCAUGUCGCUCUAUAUACAUUCAACGGAGACGAGAACGAAUGGGAAAAGACCGACAUCGAGGGCGCUCUAUUUCUCUAUUCAAGAAACGGCGAGCCAUACAACAGUAUUCUCAUAAUGAACAGAUUAAACACGAACAAUCUAGUAGAACCAGUCGCUCCAGGUUUGGAUUUGCAACUGCAGGAACCAUUUCUGCUAUAUAGAAAUUCCAGAUGCAACAUCUAUGGUAUUUGGUUUUAUGAAAAAGAGGAGUGCAUUCGUAUUGCAAGCAUGUUGAACAAACUUUUGAAGGAAUGCGAAGAAAGUCGCAAGAUCAAUAGCAAGCCGCAAAAUAAAAAUAAGAAAAUCUUAGGACCUAAUGUAAACAACGUGGAUAUAUUCAGUAUGCUCAGCAAGGCGCAAGAAGACUUUAACACAAGCAGAGUCGGUGGGGGUGAGGGAGGUGGCGGUGGCGAUAGCGGUAACGCGAUAAUCGGAUCGAAGUCUCCGUUGGUUACACCAACGACCGACAAUAUUUCUGGUUCGUUAUCCGCUCCCUUAGGACCUGACGUCACUUCGCAAAGUGUAAUGGAUUUCUUUGCUAAGGCUAAGGUGAACACUGGGCAAUUUAAGCCAGGCGAUCAACCUACUUCGGGAGCGACUGUUGUAGUCGAGUCGACUAAACCUCUACUCGCGCGUUUAAUGUCCUAUCCCGCGGCGCACACUUUAGAACAUAUUGAGAAACAUAUCGAGAAACAGAGAUCUAUAACGCCGCAGCCCACUACUCAUCAGUCGCAACCGACGAUGAUUUCUGCGGCGAACAGAUCUAAAAGGCGGAACAAACCGACUUCCCAACAAGAGUCCGUAAUGUCCACGUCGGCGCCGAUCUCGCAAGAUCUACCGCUACCUGUAACUCAGAGCGUUAACGACUCGAACGGAACAACUGGAUUCCUCAGGAUACAAUCCCCAACCAAUACACCAACGUCGUCUACUUUAAGAAAUCAUCAAGCUUCAAACAUCACCAAUACCAGCAAUGCUAAUCCGCUUGCGUCAUUAUUUGCUCACGCCUCCGGAAGCACAUUAUCGGACGACAUUAUUCCGGCAGCGCCAACGUUGUCAGGAAGAGGAUCGGCGCCAGCGUUAAUACCUCCCGUAAUGUUUGCUGCUCCCAGUCCACCCGAGCCUUUAAGCAGACCAUUAGAACCGUUGACGAGAAAUCAGCUUUUACAAGCGUUCAAUUAUCUCUUAAAAAGUGAUCCGGAUUUUAUCAACAAACUUCACGAGGCCUAUGUCAAAUCAUUCGGAGAGAUACUUUCCUAAAACGAUAACAUUUAUUAUUGUAAUAUUAUUCCGGAAAAACCCAUGUUAUGUGGGUUGUGACUGAUAAACAAUUAAACUAAAUCUCGAUAUUUCUAUGUUACAUGUGCAUGUACAUACAUAUAUAGACGACAAGACGCGUAAUUUCACGCUGGAAAUUUAACUUGACUUGAGAUGAUGAAAAGCGCUUCUUUUAAAGGAAAGGAACAUUUCUUUUCUGGCCGAGGAUUAGAAAACAAAUACAGGAAUAGAAAGCGAUACAGUAUAAUACCCUGAACAGUAUUUUUAUAAAGCAAUGCACCUUUUUUGGAACAGAGUAAAAAAACAAUGUGAUCCGUGAAACGAAACAUGUAAUGAGUGAGAAGUUUGUGCAACAAAUUGAAUGAUAUAUACGAGAAAAGUAAUGAACAUUUUUUAGACUGUGAUGCCAAAACGUUUAUAUUACAUGCGCGUCUUUUAUGAGAUUAAAAUCGCACGAUAUCAUAUUCUGAGUUGGUCAAACGGAACACUUAUUUUAUAGAGUAAUGACGUAUCCUUCCUCUAUAUAUACCGGAUACCAAUAUGGUAUGUAUAUGUUAUCAAUGAAAAGGAACAAAUAAAUAGAGACAAAACAUGAUACAUCGAGAAGACGCUUAAAAAUACACUUUACUUUGAUUUUUUUUUCUUCGCUUCUCACACGUAACACAAUGUAAAACAAAAUUUAGACAGAUCUCUACAUAUAUUUAUUUAGUCAUCAUUACGUCGUGUACUAUAUAUCACAAUAUAGUGCUUAUACGGAAUACGCUUAAAAUCAUAUAGUUAAGUUCCUAAAAAGUAUGCUCUCUUUCACAAAUUUAAUGGUUUUGACUGAAGUCGCAACGGCACAACAAAAUUAUGUCAAUUAUUGUACAAAUUUAUUUCCCGUUACGAGAUAAUUUGUGAAAUGUAGUCUUUCCUCUUACUUUACUCGAGGGCUACUAUUUUGUAAAUAAAAAUUAUGUAUAAUAAUUGUUUACAUAGGGAACAAGAAUUCACGAUGAUUGCAACGUUAACAGAUCGCGCUCACGCGAGUUACAUCGUAAUUCGAGCAACAUCGUCAAAUUCAAUAUGAUAAAAAAUACAUAUAUAGGUACAUAUAUCUAUAUUUACAAUCUUACAACGACACAGAAACUGUAUGCACUGUAUUGUCGCGUAAUGUCAUGUUUAGAGGGUGUCAAAGUCUCGACUCCUCGUUCUCACUCUUAGAUCUCACGCCGCCGCGACGACGUUUCGAGGAAAUGCAACAAGUAAAAUACGUACUAAUCGUUACGAUAUAAUUUACAAUAGUUGCUUUCUUCGUAAAAUUCACAGCCAAGUGGGGCCUCCGACGGCCCGCUAGCUUUCUAGAUAGCCUUAUGGCUGGACUCUUUUAGUAUAUGACUCCGGCGCAUCUCUAUAAAAUCUCGCAGAAACCUGCAUACUUGUGUAU